AGAAUUGUAUCGACGUCAUUGCCGAUUUACACCUUAUGGGGAGCCAUUUCUCCACAAGAUUACCCCAUAGCCCGCUUGCUUUCAUCGAACUCGCUCUUACAAAUAAUGGAGGAUAUCGCAUUUCCCUCAAGCAACAAAGGUUCGACUGUUCCAAUCUGUAUUGGAACGAAAGAUUAUCAUGUCGAUAUAAAGAAGAUACCAUACUUUGAAUCAUAUAUAAGAUUUCAAGAAUCUGCUGGUCAAAGCAUGACUGCUGUGGUAACUCAUGAUGAUUUGCCUUUCUUUGACGUUAUUAACGAUAGAGUGACCAACGGGUUCCGCCAAAUUUUACGCAAGAUGCCAACCCAACUCAAGGACUACCACGUGCUCUGCGAAACAAUCGAAUUUUGGUGUGUUGAUGUUCUAUCGAACCGCAAUUUGCACGAUAUUAUGAAAGAUUUCAGGGCAGGCAAGAUGGUCUGGGAUGCAGAGGAAGGGCGAGAAAUUGCAUCCAGAAGCCUAGCAAGAGAUUCGGCUUUUCGACUUUUAUAUUUGUUUCUCUUGGGCGACUUCAAAUCAGAGGUCAAGGAUAGCAACGCAGCUUACAAUGCAACGUUGUUUGUUGUUUCUCAUCCCUCAAUUUUUAAGCCAAGAGCUAGGAAAAUGGUCCGAGAGGCAUUUGAGGAGCGGUUUAAUAUUUCGGACAAACAGCUAAAGGGGUUAAACAAGUGGUCAAUUGACAAUCCUGUAUCUGAAGAGGAAGAAGAUAUGACCACGACGGAGGAAAACACCGACUAUGAUCUGGAUUGGUCGUCCUAA
This is a messenger RNA of Trichoderma gamsii, 798 nucleotides long. RefSeq lists its product as hypothetical. The annotation marks the transcript as partial. The transcript is spliced from 2 exons. NCBI's taxonomy places the organism in Eukaryota, Fungi, Ascomycota, Sordariomycetes, Hypocreales, Hypocreaceae. The record is from RefSeq and is a predicted model, not a curated record.